Vombatus ursinus (common wombat) is the source of this 1661-nucleotide messenger RNA. Its product is annotated as acetyl-CoA acetyltransferase, cytosolic-like. Gene Ontology annotation, molecular function: acetyl-CoA C-acetyltransferase activity. Gene Ontology annotation, biological process: fatty acid beta-oxidation. Bases 171 to 1364 code for a protein of 397 amino acids. NCBI's taxonomy places the organism in Eukaryota, Metazoa, Chordata, Mammalia, Diprotodontia, Vombatidae. The record is from RefSeq and is a predicted model, not a curated record. The transcript is spliced from 9 exons.
AGGCGGUAGGAGGAGGAGGAGGGGUCUCUCUGCCGGACCCCUCCUCCCAAGGUAGGGUGCCAGCGCCCCACUCCGCCACGGAGAGUCGAGUCGCCAGCACGCUCCGUGGAAGUCGUGCAGUCGAGCUCCAGCCUCCGCCGCAGCCGCCGGAUCCCGAGACCAGCUGGACGAUGAGCGCAGGCUCGGACCCCGUGGCCAUCGUCUCGGCUGCCAGAACUGCGAUAGGGUCCCUUAAUGGUGCUUUAUCUACUGUCCCUGUCCAUGAGCUGGGCUGCACUGUCAUUAAAGAAGUCUUGAAAAGGGCUGGUGUUGCUCCAGAAGAUGUGUCUGAGGUCAUUUUUGGGCAUGUGUUGUCAGCAGGUUGUGGUCAGAAUCCUGUUCGACAGGCCAGUGUGGGGGCUGGAAUCCCCUACCCGGUGCCAGCUUGGAGCUGUCAGAUGAUCUGCGGGUCAGGCCUCAAAGCCGUGUGCCUCGGGGCCCAGUCUAUUGGAACUGGAGAGUCCAGCAUUGUUGUAGCAGGAGGCAUGGAAAGCAUGAGCAAGGCUCCUCAUUUUGUUCACUUAAGAACAGGAUUGAAGAUGGGAGAGACCCCUUUGAAGGAUACUGUGAUCUAUGAUGGUCUUACAGAUUCAUUCCACAAUUAUCACAUGGGUAUUACAGCUGAAAAUGUGGCACAAAAAUGGAAAGUGAGUAGAGAAGACCAAGAUAGAUGUGCUCUCUUGUCACAGAAGAGGACAGAGAAUGCACAAAAAGCGGGCUAUUUUGACAAAGAGAUUGUACCUGUUUCUGUGCCUUCCAGAAAAGGUCCUGUGGAAGUUAAAACAGAUGAAUUUCCUCGCCAUGGAAGCACUUUAGAAGAAAUGUCCAAACUGAAGCCUUGCUUUCUGACAGAUGGAUCUGGAACAGUAACUGCUGCUAAUGCUUCAGGAAUAAAUGAUGGAGCUGCAGCUGUGGUUCUCAUGAAGAAGUCAGAAGCAGAAAGACGAGGUCUUACACCCUUAGCUCAGAUUGUAUCCUGGUCACAAGUUGGUGUAGAUCCUUCCAUUAUGGGAUCAGGACCAAUUCCAGCAAUAAAGCAGGCUGUUGCCAAAGCAAAUUGGACACUAGAGGAUGUUGACGUAUUUGAAAUCAAUGAGGCCUUUGCAUCCCUUUCUGUAGCAAUAUCAAAGGAACUUGGAUUAAAUCCAGAAAAGGUCAAUAUUCAAGGUGGAGCCAUAGCUUUGGGACAUCCCCUUGGGGCAUCAGGGUGUCGAAUUCUUGUUACUCUGUUACAUACACUGGAGCGAAUUGGUGGAACCCGUGGAGUUGCUGCUCUCUGCAUUGGAGGAGGGAUGGGAAUAGCAAUGUGUGUUCAAAGAGGAUGAAAAGAAAAAUUCUAAUAACCUUGGUUUCAAUAAGUAGUUUAACAAAUUGUAAAAUUUUAACCACAUUUUAACUCGAGUCUUUAAAAUGAACUAAUUAAACUACCUGUGAAAAAUGUUUCAGGGACCAAAAAUAGAGUUAGAUGUUUUAUUUUCUUUCAUCUCCCUUAUAAAAACUCAAGUCAACAUGACAGGUUGUUGUAUUUUUUAAGUCUAUACACUAAGUGUAAGACAAAAUGGUACAGGAUGAAACAGAUGAGUAACAUUGUUAUAAAUAAAGAAAAUUACAUCAGUCUUCAA